CGGCGGGCGAAGGCGCUCCAUGGGGGGCCGGCCGCGAUUCGGUGCCCCUUCGAUUCGGCUCGUCUCCAAAGCCCCGGAGAGAGCCAGCAAAAGCAACCGGCCGAGACUGCUGUGAAGGCCUGGGCCGCUCCCGGACUGCCAGCCGUAUGCCACAACGCUUCUCGGGCCUGUUGCGGUGCCCACAGCCCCAGCCGCCAGAAUGGUAUGAUGCUGACCUGUUUCUAACAGCCCGGCGAAGGAAGCGCUCUCUCGCUUUGUGAGGAUCUGGCCAUCACAGACGUCGAUGCCCCCAGCGCCACCCCCAGCGCCUCGUCCCUCACGAUGUCCCAACUGUCCUCCACCUUGAAGCGCUACAUCGACUCGCCCCGCUACUCCGACCCCUCGUCGUCGUACAGCAAGGCCUCGUCCACCUAUGGGGCUUAUUCUUCUUACACCUCCAACCUGUCCUCUUCGUACCCGGACAAGGAGAAGGUCGGCUACAAGCCCGGCGCCAGCUCCGGCUACCUGACGUCCGCCCACCUGCGGGCCUCGGGGGCCAUCUCCUCCUCUUCUUCCUUGAACUACGAUGGGGGCGGGCGGCUGCUCCAGCGGCCGGAUUCUGUGGCCAGACUCAGCCCCAGCUACUGCCGGGUGCCGGUGAGAACCCCUGGCAGUGGGGGGCUGAGCGGCGGGGCGGUCGGCUACUCCGUCAGCAACACGGCCUCCCCCAGCUAUGGCAGCACGCUGGCCCGCAAGAAGUCCAGUAGCCACAUGGACCUGGCCCGAGACCUCUCUGGCAUCCACCUCUCUUCCAGCUCCUACCAUGCGGACCCGUCUCCGUCCUCCUCCAUCCUCGUCCGAGGGGGUCCCUUCGUGGCCCGCCCCCGCCAGGAUUUGUGCACCCUGCAGGGCCUCUACCAGUCCACCCAGCACUCGGAUUACGUCAAGGACUAUCUGGAGUCUUACGGGCGCAAAGGUGGGCGCUCCCCGGCCCCCAGCCUUCACGGCUCCACGCAGGAAGUGAUCACCCCGACGCUGAGGCCCACCAGCCACUGCUCACUCCAGCAGUGGGACCAGCCGGACAGCCGGACGGACAUCCUGGCCAAGGAGACUUCGAAUUCGAAAACAGUCCAGGGUUUGACCGGCCUCCGUAACCUAGGCAACACCUGUUUUAUGAACUCGAUCCUGCAGUGCCUGAGUAACACCAAAGAACUUCGGGAUUAUUGCCUCCAGAACCAGUACCUUCGCGACCUCAACCAGAACAGCCGCAUGCAGAUGGCUCUCAUGGCAGAGUUUGCCAAACUCAUCCAGGCCUUGUGGACGUCAUCUCCAAAUGAAUCUGUGAGUCCUUCCGAAUUCAAGACGCAGAUUCAAAGAUACGCUCCCCGCUUUGUUGGUUACAACCAGCAGGACGCCCAAGAGUUCCUACGGUUUCUCCUGGACGGGCUUCACAGCGAGGUCAACCGCGUCCUGGUUCGCCCCAAAGGCAGCAGUGAGAACCUGGACCAUCUCCCGGAUGAAGAAAAGGGCAGGCAGAUGUGGAUAAAAUACCUGGCCAGAGAAGACAGCCGGAUUGGGGAUCUUUUCGUUGGGCAGCUGAAGAGCUCUCUCACCUGCAGCGUCUGCGGGCACUGCUCGACGGCCUUUGACCCUUUCUGGGACCUCUCCUUGCCCAUUGCCAAGAAAAGCUACGGCGAGGUGAACUUGAUGGACUGCAUGAGGCUCUUCACCAAGGAAGAUGUCCUGGACGGAGACGAGAAACCGACCUGCUGCCAUUGCAAGGCCAGGACAAAAUGUACGAAGAAGUUCAGCCUCCAAAGGUUCCCCAAGAUCUUGGUGCUACACCUGAAGCGUUUUUCGGAGGCCAGGAUGCGAUCCAGCAAGCUCACCACCUUUGUUAAUUUCCCUCUCAAGGACCUGGACUUGAGGGAGUUUGCUUCCCACAGCUGCAACCACGCCAUUUACAACCUGUACGCCGUUUCCAACCACAGCGGGACGACCAUGGGUGGCCAUUACACCGCCUACUGCAAAAACCCCAUCUCCGGAGAGUGGCAUGCGUUCAAUGACUCACGCGUCACGCCUCUCUCCUCCAGUCACGUCCGGAGCAGCGAUGCCUACCUGCUUUUCUACGAGCUGGCCAGCCCGUCCUCCCGAAUGUAGCUUCCGCCCGCCCGCCCUGCACCACCGCAAAGCCUUGAAGGAAAAAAGGAAAAAGGGUUGAGUGCCAGCUCAUGG
Messenger RNA from Pogona vitticeps (central bearded dragon), 2214 nucleotides. The record is from RefSeq and is a predicted model, not a curated record. NCBI's taxonomy places the organism in Eukaryota, Metazoa, Chordata, Lepidosauria, Squamata, Agamidae.